AUGAAGUUCGGCCACGUUUUCAAGCAGUGCCUGCGGAACGAAGGAUUCCCGCCCGAGUGGGUCGAUUCCGCCAUUUCCUACAGCCAGCUCAAGAAGGUCAUCAACCGCCUUACCCACGAGCUGCAGCACCUCGGCCUGGACCCCGCCACCCUGUCCAAGCUGCUGAAGCACGUCGAGGACUACAACGCCUCGGCCGACCAGAAUGGCGACCAGGACCGCCCGUUUGAGUACAUUUUGAACGGCCACACGGCCGCCUCGGCCUCCCCAAGAGAGAGGAAGCCCUUCCACCCAAAGCUGCUCUUCUACGUCAAUGAAAAGAACGGCGAUGUGGACAGCGCCAGCAUCGAUGAGGAGACCAAGCGCAAGCUCCAGAUGCUGGCUGUCGAGACCGGCAUGACGUCUCUCCGCGUCUUUGAAGACGCAGACUCGCCGAGUUUAUCAGAGGCAGACUCGCAGAAAUCAUCAGAGGCAGACUUGAAGAAAUCAUCAGAGGCAGACUUGAAGAAAUCAUCAGAGGCAGACUUGAAGAAAUCAUCAGAAGCAGACUCGCAGAAAUCAUCAGAGGCAGACUCGCAGAAAUCAUCAGAAGCAGACUCGCAGAAAUCAUCAGAAGCAGACUCGCAGAAAUCAUCAGAGGCAGACUCGAAGAAAUCAUCAGAGGCAGACUUGAAGAAACCAUCAGAAGCAGACUCGCAGAAAUCAUCAGAAGCAGACUCCCUCACACACGGUUCUCGCCCCGGCUACCGAACUGUCGAGGUGCCCCUGACCUCGGACACGGAGUUCUUCACCCGACUAACCAGCGAAGUAGCUGGGUUGGAGAAGCUGCAAGAACGUGAGGAGAAGCGCAUGCACGCCCAAAUCGAAUCUUUGGGCUCCCAAAUAGCCAAACUUACCGACGUGAACAAGCGCUCCAACAAAAAGACCAUCACUGCCUGGCGCCAGGUCUUCCAGAUGUACAUUGAAGAAGGCAUCUUUUUCGGCACCACGGAACAGGACCACAAAUCACACGACGCCGACAAGGCCACACGCCGUUUGGCCGAGUUCUCCAACAAGGUCGCAAGAGCUGGGUUGGUCGAGAAGUUCAAGAAGAAGGAGAACAUGGCCGCGCUCAACAUGUUCAUGCACAUCAACCGGGAAAUCCUGCAGGGCCUGCGAUUCGGCGAGAUCAACCACAACGCCAUGAUCAAGAUCCUGAAGAAGUUCGACAAGCGCACAGCGCUGGGCGUCAAGCAAACCUUCCCUCGACAGGUCGAGUAUCCCGAGUUCUCCGAGCACCUCGCCAAAGCCGUCUGCGCAGAGGUCAACACUCGGAUCCUCUCGCACGUGCCGCAGCUCGACGACUACAGCUGCCCCAUGUGCUGCGAGAUAGAAUGGCGGCCCGUGAAGCUGUCCUGCGGGCACGUCUUCUGCAUCCGUUGUCUGAUCGUGAUGCAGAACAACAAGCAACACAACUGCCCCUACUGCCGCGCCAAAACCGUCUUUGACGCAAACUCCGACAAUCUCGACAACGAACUCGCCGCCUUCCUCAAGAAAUGGUUUCCCGACGAAGUCAAAGCCAAGCAGCGCUACAACGAGCACAUGGCCGGCAUCGACCAGUACGGCGAGGUGUACGCGGAUCAAAAGUGCGUCGUCAUGUGA
Molecule: messenger RNA, 1638 nt
Organism: Ascochyta rabiei
Lineage: Eukaryota; Fungi; Ascomycota; Dothideomycetes; Pleosporales; Didymellaceae
Product: RING-type E3 ubiquitin transferase
Exons: 2
Coding region: 1-1638 (545 amino acids)
Molecular function (GO): metal ion binding
Source: RefSeq, a predicted model, not a curated record